This is a messenger RNA of Ochotona princeps (American pika), 6302 nucleotides long. RefSeq names its product collagen type XIV alpha 1 chain (gene COL14A1). The record is from RefSeq and is a predicted model, not a curated record. The transcript is spliced from 48 exons. Gene Ontology annotation, cellular component: interstitial matrix. The coding region runs from base 143 to 5533 and encodes 1796 amino acids. Gene Ontology annotation, molecular function: protein binding. Lineage: Eukaryota; Metazoa; Chordata; Mammalia; Lagomorpha; Ochotonidae.
GCGAGGGCUGCGCGCGGCUGAGAACAGCUCGCGGCGAAGCUCGCGUUUUCCCCAGGUGCGGAGAGAUACCCAAUCCGGACUGCACUGGGGCAACGCACUGUACAGGCAACUGCUACAAUCCAUGUAAAAAUCAAGAAAUAAAAUGAAGAUUUUUCAGUGCAAGAAGCGAUACUGGCUGCUUCCAGCUUUUUGGGCAAUUGCUUGUUUUUGCGCUAUUGUCCAUGGUCAAGUAGCUCCACCCACGAGGCUUAGAUACAGUGUAUUGUCUCAAGACAGUAUACAAAUUUCAUGGAAGGCUCCAAGAGGAAAAUUUGGUGGAUACAAACUUCUUGUGACUCCGGCUUCAGGUGGAAAAACCAAUCAGUUAAAUCUCCAGAACACUGCAACAAAAGCAAUUAUUCAAGGUCUUAUGCCAGAACAGAAUUACACAGUUCAAAUUAUUGCAUACAAUAAAGACAAAGAAAGCAAGCCAGCUCAAGGCCAAUUUAGAAUUAAGGAUUUGGAAAAAAGAAAGGAUCCUAAACCCAGAGUCAAAGUUGUGGACAAAGGAAAUGGAAGUAAGCCGUUUUCACCAGAAGAAGUGAAAUUUGUGUGUGAGUCUCCAGCUAUUGCUGACAUUGUAAUCCUGGUUGAUGGUUCGUGGAGUAUUGGAAGAUUCAACUUCAGACUGGUUCGGCUUUUCUUGGAAAACCUGGUGACAGCAUUCAAUGUGGGCUCAGAGAAGACACGAGUCGGUCUUGCACAGUACAGCGGAGACCCUCGGAUAGAAUGGCACUUGAACGCCUUCAGUACGAAAGAUGAGGUGAUUGAAGCAGUCCGAAACCUGCCCUACAAGGGAGGAAAUACCCUCACAGGACUUGCUUUGAACUACAUUUUUGAAAAUAGCUUCAAGCCACAAGCAGGAUCAAGGACUGGAGUACCCAAAAUUGGAAUUUUAAUCACAGAUGGAAAAUCCCAAGAUGAUAUUAUUCCACCAUCCAGAAACCUUCGUGAUUCCGGAGUAGAGCUGUUUGCUAUAGGGGUGAAAAACGCGGAUGUGAACGAACUGCAAGAGAUCGCCUCUGAACCAGACAGCACUCACGUGUACAACGUGGCGGAAUUCGACCUGAUGCACACCGUGGUGGAGAGUCUAACGAGGACGGUGUGCUCCAGGGUGGAAGAACAGGACCGAGAGAUCAAAGCCUCAGCGCUUACCACCAUUGGGCCACCUACAGAGUUGAUUACUUCUGAAGUGACUGCCAGCAGCUUUAUGGUUAACUGGACUCAUGCCCCAGGAAAAGUGCAAAGAUACAGGGUUGUGUAUUAUCCUACCAGGGGUGGAAAACCAGAGGAGGUUGUGGUGGACGGAAGUGCAUCUUCCACAGUGUUGAAAAAUUUGAUGUCAUUCACCGAAUAUCAGAUUGCAGUCUUUGCAGUAUAUGCCCACGCGGCUAGUGAAGGCCUCCGGGGAAGUGAAACUACACUUGCUUUACCCAUGGCUUCUGAACUUGAGCUGUAUGAUGUGACUGAGAACAGUCUACGGGUCAAAUGGGCUGCGGUGCCUGGAGCUUCGGGCUACCUAAUCCUCUAUGCUCCUCUCACAGAAGGUCUGGCUGGAGAUGAAAAGGAGAUGAAAAUUGGAGAGACGUACACAGAUAUUGAAUUGAGUGGAUUGUCACCCAAUACGGAGUAUACAGUCACGGUGUAUGCCAUGUUUGGAGAAGAAGCCAGCGACCCAGUGACGGGACAGGAAACCACGUUGCCAUUAAGUCCACCAAGAAACCUGAGAAUCUCCAAUAUUGGCUCAAACAGUGCCCGGCUAUCCUGGGACCCAGCCUCAAGGAAGAUCUCUGGCUACAGAAUCGUGUAUAACAACGCAGAUGGCACUGAAAUCAAUGAGGUGGAGGUGGAUCCUGUUACUACUUUCCCUCUGAAAGGCCUGACGCCCCUCACGGAGUAUGCUAUAGCCAUUUUCUCCAUGUACGAAGAAGGGCAGUCGGAGCCCCUGACUGGAAGUUUUACCACUGAGGAAGUUCCAGCCCAGCAAUACUUGGAAAUCGAUGAGGUGACGACAGAUAGUUUCAGAGUGACCUGGCAUCCCCUCUCAGCUGAUGAGGGGCAGCACAAGUUAAUGUGGAUUCCAGUCUAUGGUGGAAAGACCCAAGAGGUCAUCCUAAGGGAAGAACAGGACUCGCACGUGAUUGAAGGCUUGGAGCCCGGCACUGAGUAUGAAGUUUCACUGUUGGCUGUGCUUGAUGAUGGAAGUGAGAGCGAGGUGGUGACUGCUGUAGGGACCACCCUUGAUAGCUUUUGGACAGAACCAGCUACAACCAUAGUACCUACCAGUUCUGUGACUUCAGUUUUCCAGACAGGAAUCAGAAACCUGGUUGUAGAUGAGGAGACUACUUCUAGCCUGCGGGUAAAAUGGGACAUUUCUGACAGCAAUGUGGAACAGUUUAGGGUGACCUACCUGACUGCUCAAGGGGAUCCUGCGGAAGAAGUGGUAGGAACGGUCAUGGUGCCUGGAAGGCAGAAUAGUCUGCUUUUGAAGCCCCUGCUUCCAAAUACGGAAUACAAAGUCACUGUGACUCCCAUGUACACCGAUGGAGAAGGUGUCAGCGUCUCUGCUCCAGGGAAAACCUUGCCACCCUCUGGUCCUCAAAACCUAAGGGUCUCUGAGGAAUGGUACAAUCGCUUGCGGAUCACCUGGGACCCUCCACCUUCUCCUGUGAAGGGCUAUCGGAUCGUCUACAAACCUGUCAGUGUCCCUGGCCCAACCUUGGAAACGUUUGUGGGAGCAGACAUCAACACCAUUCUUAUCACCAACCUCCUUAGCGGAAUGGACUACAACGUGAAGAUAUUUGCCUCCCAGGCUUCAGGCUUCAGUGAUGCUCUGACAGGCGUGGUGAAAACAUUGUUCUUGGGUAUCACUGAUCUCCAAGCCAACCAAAUUGAAAUGACCAGCUUGUGUGCCCAGUGGCAGGUGCAACGUCAUGCCACAGCCUACCGGGUAGUUCUAGAAUCUCUCCAGGAUACACAAAAGCAAGAAUCCACUGUGGGUGGAGGGACAACCAGGCACUGUUUCUAUGGACUUCAGCCUGAUUCAGAAUAUAAAAUCAGCAUUUACACGAAGCUCCAAGAGCUUGAGGGACCUGGCGUGAGCAUAAUGGAAAAAACACAAUCCCUUCCAACUGAGCCACCAACAUUUCCUCCAACAAUUCCACCAGCGAAAGAAGUAUGCAAAGCUGCCAAGGCAGACCUGGUGUUUAUGGUGGAUGGGUCCUGGAGCAUCGGAGAUGAUAAUUUCAAUAAGAUCAUCAACUUUCUCUAUAGCACAGUAGGAGCAUUGGACAAAAUUGGGGCAGAUGGAACUCAGGUCGCAAUGGUUCAGUUCACUGAUGACCCCAGAACCGAAUUUAAACUAAAUGCUUAUCAAACGAAAGAGACUCUUCUUGAUGCAAUCAAGCGUAUCUCAUAUAAAGGGGGAAACACAAAAACAGGAAAAGCAAUUAAGCAUGUUCGAGAUACCCUGUUCAGCACAGAAUCUGGUACAAGAAGAGGAAUCCCAAAGGUUAUUGUGGUUAUAACUGAUGGAAGAUCACAAGAUGAUGUGAACAAAAUCUCCAAAGAGAUGCAAGAAGAUGGCUACAACAUUUUUGCCAUUGGUGUGGCUGAUGCAGAUUACUCGGAGCUGGUUAGCAUUGGCAGCAAGCCCAGUGCGCGCCAUGUCUUCUUUGUGGACGACUUUGAUGCCUUUAAGAAAAUUGAAGAUGAAUUAAUUACUUUUGUCUGCGAAACUGCAUCAGCAACCUGCCCACUGUUGCACAAGGAUGGCAUUGAUCUUGCAGGAUUUAAGAUGAUGGAAAUGUUUGGUUUGGUUGAAAAGGAUUUUUCAUUGGUGGAAGGGGUUUCUAUGGAGCCUGGUACCUUCAAUGUGUAUCCUUGUUACCAUCUCCAUAAAGAUGCCCUGGUUUCCCAGCCAACCAAGUAUUUGCACCCAGAAGGCCUACCCUCUGACUACACAAUCAGUUUUCUCUUCCGGAUUCUUCCUGACACACCACAGGAGCCCUUUGCUCUUUGGGAAAUUUUAAAUAAAAACUCUGAUCCGUUAGUUGGGAUCAUUUUAGAUAAUGGUGGGAAAACUCUAACUUACUUCAACUAUGACUACACUGGAGAUUUUCAAACAGUUACUUUUGAAGGACCUGAAAUUAAGAAAAUUUUCUAUGGAAGCUUUCAUAAGCUUCAUGUUGUUGUCAGCAAGACUUUGGCCAAAGUGGUUAUUGACUGCAAAGAAGUGGGUGAAAAGGCAAUAAACGUGUCGGCCAACGUCACAGCAGACGGUGUGGAGGUGCUUGGGAGAAUGGUUAGAUCAAGAGGACCAAAUGGAAACUCUGCAUCAUUCCAGCUGCAGAUGUUUGAUAUUGUUUGUUCUACAUCAUGGGCCAAUCAAGACAAAUGCUGUGAACUUCCAGGCUUGAGAGAUGAAGAAUCCUGCCCAGAUCUUCCUCAUUCCUGCUCCUGUUCGGAAGCCAACGAAAUGGCCCUGGGACCAGCAGGUCCACCGGGUGGUCCAGGACUCCGGGGACCAAAGGGUCAGCAAGGUGAACAAGGCCCAAAGGGCCCAGAUGGACCUCGAGGUGAAACAGGUCCCCCAGGCCCGCAGGGUCCUCCUGGACCUCAAGGACCCAGCGGCUUAUCCAUCCAAGGAAUGCCUGGAAUGCCAGGUGAAAAAGGAGAGAAAGGAGAUACUGGCUUUCCAGGCCCACAGGGUAUGCCAGGAGGCAUUGGCUCACCUGGGCGUGAUGGCUCACCAGGCCCAAGGGGCUUUCCUGGAAAGGAUGGCUCAUCUGGCCCUCCAGGACCACCAGGGCCAAUUGGCAUUCCUGGAGCCCCCGGAGUCCCAGGAAUCACUGGAAGUACAGGGCCACAAGGCGCCCUGGGGCCACCUGGUGUCCCUGGGCCCAAAGGAGAGCGAGGAGAACGAGGUGACCUGCAGUCUCAAGCCAUGGUGAGAGCAGUGGCACGUCAAGUAUGUGAACAGCUCAUCCAGAGUCACAUGUCCAGGUACACAGCCAUUCUCAACCAGAUUCCCAGCCACUCCUCAUCCAUCCGGACCAUCCAGGGCCCUCCUGGGGAGCCUGGAAGACCAGGUUCACCUGGAACGCCUGGAGAACAGGGGCCACCGGGCUCACCAGGCUUUCCAGGAAGCGCAGGCAUGCCGGGGACCCCAGGAGAGCGAGGUCUAACUGGUAUUAAAGGAGAAAAAGGAAAUCCAGGCAUUGGAACUCAGGGUCCAAGAGGGCCCCCUGGACCAGCAGGACCUUCAGGAGAGAGUCGGCCAGGUAGCCCAGGACCCCCUGGCUCUCCUGGACCAAGGGGUCCACCUGGUCAUCUGGGGGUUCCUGGGCCUCAAGGUCCUUCUGGUCAGCCUGGAUAUUGUGACCCUUCUUCAUGCUCUGCUUAUGGCGUGGGAGCUUCCCAUCCGGAUCAGCCAGAAUUCACCCCUGUGCAAGACGAGGAAGAAGCCAUGGGACUGUGGGCCCCAGGAAUCUGACCGGCCACAGGAGACCUUUGAAGUCCUACAUUAGAAGCUCUCAAGGAACGUUUUUCAAGAAACUGUUGUUAUUUGGUUUGUAUGCAACUUGGGGAGGACUCAUUUUAGCAGUCUUAAUAAAAUUUUCCAAAGAAGAGACUCACCAAAAAAUAAAAAAAAAAAAAACAAAUCACCCUAAUCUAUAGCACCAUUGAGAUGUUUGCCCUUUGUGAUUUCAAUGACGUCCCAGAUCAAAACUGCUUUCCAGAGAAGACUGCUCAAAAAGGAAUUGGGAAAAGUAAAAUUGACCCUUCAGAUCUUUCUCUCAAGUGAUGAAACGAACAAGACAAGUGAGAAUCUAUUAGAGGAAAAUGGGAUUCAAGUAGAGAAGGAAUUCAGUGAGAUUCAGAUUAUAUCCUCUACUCCACAACUUUUGGAAAUGAUCUGGAUAAGGGGAAAUAAGGGGGGGUAUUAUUGGAGAAACUACCUCUUGCUUAAUCUAUCCUUCUCUGAGAUUGCUUGGUAACUGGUUUCACGGGUAUCCAAAAGUGUCACAAUGUAAUCUUUAUGAAUUUGGUGAUUUAAAAUGUAGAUAGUUUUCCAGUUUUUGUCUGAUGCAAAACAAUGACUUCCACCAGCACUGAUGAAGAAGUGAUCCACUUUUAAUGAAUGAUUUGUCCAGCCAUAUGUUCCAGGCCUUGCCUCUCCUUGUCUACAGGGAUUACUUUGUACAUGAAGAUAACUGCAAACCAAUUUUUAUUCUUUUUGUAAGCAAAUAAAAUGUAAAACA